Anoplopoma fimbria (sablefish) is the source of this 1071-nucleotide messenger RNA. RefSeq names its product NAD(P)(+)--arginine ADP-ribosyltransferase 1-like. The transcript is spliced from 3 exons. Lineage: Eukaryota; Metazoa; Chordata; Actinopteri; Perciformes; Anoplopomatidae. The coding region runs from base 89 to 898 and encodes 269 amino acids. Gene Ontology annotation, molecular function: NAD+ poly-ADP-ribosyltransferase activity; NAD+-protein-arginine ADP-ribosyltransferase activity. The record is from RefSeq and is a predicted model, not a curated record.
AACAGUUAACUUGCAAGUCACCAAAAUAGUGCUACAUGUGAGAACUGAGCUGUGUAUUGUUGUGUGCAGGUCUCUAUGCUGGUGGACGAUGGCAAUGAUGGCAGUUUGGGCAGCAGUGCUGAUGACAUGUGGAGUCUCCAUAGGAAUAUCAAAGAGCUCUGCAGAACCUGGGUUAAAAGGUCAAGUUCCACUGGAUUUGGCUCUGAACACUGUUGACGACAUGUACGCUGGCUGCAAAGAAAAGAUGGAGUACAGAGUGAAGAAGGAGUUUCUGGCGAAUGAGAAAAACAAAGACAAAAAUUUCACCCUGGCCUGGGGCGAAGCAGAAAAAUACUACAACAAAAAAUGGAAGCGUAAGAAUGGAAAGCGACCUUCCACCUCUCUGGGGAAAGAACAGAUCAUGGCUAUUUAUGUUUACACCCUCGACAAUCCAAAAAUCUAUCUUGAUUUUAACUACGCAGUUCGAACCCAGAAAUCUAAGUACAAGACCACAUUUAGGUAUCACACACUUCACUUUUUCCUGACUGACGCCCUCCAAACUCUCAACACUCGCAAACCGGAAAAGGAAAGAUGUCUCACUAGCUACCGCAGAGUCAACAGCUACUUUAGCCAAGAUGUUCUCAACAAGGUGAUACGCUUUGGCUCUUUUACCUCCAGCUCAAUGGGUUGGUACCCCAGUGCUGAAAGAUUUGGAGACAAGUCAUGCUUUGAGAUUAUCACAUGCUUUGGAGCAGACGUCUCUCUGUUCUCUAAGCUCGGGGAGUCUGAGAGAGAAGCCCUGAUUCCUCCUUAUGAGGUAUUUAAAGUCACAAAGAUUGAGAGGAGAUCUGGCCAGAAGAGUCUUCUGUGUGAGGUGGUCUAUAAACUGAAAAGCACAGGAAAACACUUUCAAAUUUGAAUUGUGCUCUUUUCUGAUAUAAGCAGUCCUACACAUUUAACAUAUAACAAAGCAUGCAAAAUAAUAUAAUGGGUUGAGAAACCAGAACAGUGAUUUCACAUUAUGCUCAAAAUUCAUUUGGAUAUGAUUUAAAUAAUGCGUGAUGGGAUUUUUCUUGAUAUAGACAUAGGAAA